Messenger RNA from Dendronephthya gigantea, 3122 nucleotides. Its product is annotated as apoptosis-resistant E3 ubiquitin protein ligase 1-like. Gene Ontology annotation, molecular function: ubiquitin-protein transferase activity; protein binding. Lineage: Eukaryota; Metazoa; Cnidaria; Anthozoa; Malacalcyonacea; Nephtheidae. Gene Ontology annotation, biological process: protein polyubiquitination; positive regulation of protein catabolic process; negative regulation of apoptotic process. The record is from RefSeq and is a predicted model, not a curated record.
AUUUAAUUGUUUACAUUUUGUUUACAUUUUUUAGCUAGUGCAAAGUCUGCAAAAAUGUUUAUGAAAUAUUUUAAAAAAUCACUACAAAGAAGAAAUUAGUUGUAUCGAGAAUAUGAAUACCGAAGAUGUGUUAUUGAUAAGGCUUAUCGUGAACUUCAACAAGCAAUGGAUCGGUUAGACCAAACCACAAGAUGGUCAUUUUGGGCAUUUGUUAUUGUCGUGGUUUGUCUAUUUUAUCUGAAGUUGGACGGUUUUCGUAAUGAUGGCAAGAUUGAGGAUAAUCUACAUUUGUGGAUGAAAAAGAACAGCUUAUCAUUUCUGGUGAAAACAUUUCAUAGAGAAGGUAUCACUUCAUUUGAUAAACUCUUAAAAAUUGAUGUUAGCUAUUUUAUCAAACAGAACAAUUUAAACCUCAAACAAAGGAAGAUUUUUAUAAACAAAGUAAAUAUGUUAAGAGAAAAAGAGUUAGAAUUGAAAUUAUGGCUUGAAAGCAAAGGUCUGGGAAAGUACCUGGGGGGAUUUUUAAAACUUGGUCAUGUUGAUCUGGAGCAUAUCCAGAAGAAAUUGUUGGGAUCUGAGAUUAAAGAUGUGAUAAGCAGUAUGGAUGGCUCUUUUGCUGACUACAAGUUACUUGUUGAAGUUAUUAUAGAAGUCAGAAGGAAUUCUAGUCAGGGCUGGAGGAUUGUCUCUGUGUUUUAUUUAUUUUUUCAAACCUUUAUGUUCCUAUUUAAAUGGAUAUUUCGACUGUUGUUGCUCCUGGUUGGAUAUAAGAGUUACCAGUAUGUUGUAUCUAGAUACAAUAGCUUACAUAGCCGUGAUAUAACAUUCUUGCAAUAUUUUGUUGGCUACUAUCUUGAUCCUAUGUCCUGUCAGGUGGAAUGGUUGCAGAGAGAUAAAACUGCAGUUGGAAGUACCGCAUCAUUCCUUGUUAAGCUCUACCACAAAAGUCGGUUUCUCACCUAUACAAUCACAGGAAAAGAAAACGUCCUUGUUGAGAUUAGCAACAGACUUGGAGCUAAAGAGUGUCUCAAAGAAAAAGAUGAAAAAAGAAAGAAUGCUUAUUUUGUGUCCUUUCAUCCUAAAGUCUCAGGACGUUAUAGCAUCUCAGUGAUGGUUAAUGGAAAACAUAUUCUUGGGAGUCCAUUUCUCAGGGUGUUUAAACCAGGUCCUGUUGAUAUGUCAAAAGUGUCCAUUAUGAAUGGCAUCAACACAGUUGUUGUCAAACAGGGCGUUUAUUAUCCUCUCAAGAUCGAAACACGCGAUAAGUAUGAAAAUCUGUGUGAACUGGAAUGUACAAAAGAUAUGUUUGAAAUCACUGUUAAACAGGUUGGUUCAGACAAUAUCACUGUGGAUUCUGAACCGAUUUAUUUACCAGAAAAUAGCGGAGGUAAAAACAUGUUGCAUAUUAAGUUGGAGGAUGUAGGAUGCUUCCAUGGUGUUGUCACCUGUCAAGGAAAGUCUAUCAUAAAUGGUGCCUUCGAUAUUGUAUCCUUGAACCAGACUGAUAUGGAAGCUCUUGAAAAAGCAACGAUGAAGGAUUACUGGCAUCAGACCUGGUAUGAAGGAUAUCUUUUAACGUCUGAUUAUCAAGAAGUUAGUUCAGGCAAAGACUGGACCUCCUUUCUGAAAUCCAAUUGCCGCAAGAUAUAUUUUUAUUUUUCAUCAAGACAACUUUCUAUAAAAGAAUUUUAUUUGAAAAUCAUCCCAUACAAACUCUAUUCGUUUCGCAUCUCUCCUUCAACGAAGGUGAUAUUUCCUGAAAAUGAAGAGCGUAGAGUAUUUCUUCUGGACGAUGGAAUACAAUCCCGCGUUGUUUUCACAUCGGCUAAAAGGGAUCUUAUCAUAGCAACGUUCGCGCGAUAUUUGCUUCGGAAUAUUGGUGGAGCAGAGUCAUUUCAGGACAAAAGGCGUUUCUUUUACAAAGCUUUGCAAUCACAUCAUAGCAAAAAUAGAUCAACCCAAACGAAAUAUGUCACGGUAGUAAUCGACCGAGGGAAUAUCCUAGACAGUUCUUAUGAAGCAACAAAAGGCUUCUCCAUAUCCAAAUGGUGCAGACGUUUCUAUAUAAAGUUUAAAGACGAACCAGGGCAAGAUGCUGGAGGUUUAACACGAGAAUGGAUCUCAGUUUUAUCAAGAGCACUAUUUGAUCCUCAAAAUGAGUUAUUCACACAAUUCAACAAAGAAGAUAAACAAGCUCUGAUAUACCCAAAUCCACAUCGACCAUCUCAAUUAAAACUGAAGUAUUUUGAGUUUGCUGGGGACGUUUGUUGGAAGUGUAUUUUGAGUCCUCGUGUGGGGGCAAUUCGCAGACUGAACGUGAAAGCAAGAUUUAUGAGAUCAUUUCUUGCGCAACUCAUUGGCCUUCGUGUUAACUACAAGUAUUUCAAGACGGACGAUAAACAACUGUAUUCAAGUAAGAUCGAAUAUAUUCAAAAGGUCGAUCCAGAAGAUCUCAAUUUGUUUUUCUCUGAAGAAGAAUAUGACAGAAAUGGAAAGCUUGUAAAGGAAGUUGAACUAAUUCCAGAUGGAAGUAAGAUUGAGGUGACGACACAGAACCGCAUGAAAUAUUUAGACGCGCUUGCCCAGUAUAAACUUCACACUGGGAUCAAACAUGAGGUUGAGGCAUUUAUUAAAGGCCUGAAUGAGCUUAUCCCAGACAAUCUUUUGACAAUGUUUAGUGAACAAGAGCUAGAGCUUCUCAUUUGUGGAACGAGUGAUAUAAGCGUGAACGAUUUAAAGAAUAACCACAACAGUUUCAACGAGCAUUCAUCAUUUUCAAAGGUUAUGUCAUGGUUUUGGAAAUCAAUCGCUUUGUUCAAUCAGGAAGAGUUCGCUCGUUUACUGCAGUUUACGACAGGAAGCUCCCAACUUCCACCCGGAGGAUUUGCGUGUUUAACUCCGAAAUUCUCAUUUUCUUCAUCACCAAUAAGGAACGGUUUACCCAGAGCACAUACAUGUUUCAAUCAGCUGGUCUUGCCGGAUUACACGUCAUAUGAAGAGUUUGAUCGUUGUCUUCAUCUGGCGAUCACGGAGGGUUGCGAGGGGUUUGGAUUUGAUUAAACAACUAGGAUAUUCAUACCCCUUAAAUCUCAAGGAUCAUACUGAAGAUACAAUGAUUAUAA